Messenger RNA from Syngnathoides biaculeatus (alligator pipefish), 5782 nucleotides. Its product is annotated as transient receptor potential cation channel subfamily M member 1-like. Bases 171 to 4838 code for a protein of 1555 amino acids. The record is from RefSeq and is a predicted model, not a curated record. Gene Ontology annotation, molecular function: calcium channel activity. Gene Ontology annotation, biological process: calcium ion transport into cytosol; protein tetramerization. NCBI's taxonomy places the organism in Eukaryota, Metazoa, Chordata, Actinopteri, Syngnathiformes, Syngnathidae. The transcript is spliced from 28 exons. Gene Ontology annotation, cellular component: membrane.
CGUCAGCGAGCACUGAGGACGAACUUUACACAACAAGAGAAGGAGAACCGACGACAGCGACGAGUCCUCGACGCUCUUCUCAAUUCGAGCGCGCCGCCCGAGACGACUAAUCCCGAUUACCCGAGCGGCGAAACGGGGAAGGAAGCCGAGGGACGCCUGAACGCGUGGCGAUGGACGGCGGAGGGAGGCGAGGGACCGACGGCUCCUUCAAGCGCUCGUCCGUCAAACGCAGCCCCUCGUCUGGAUCGCAGAGGCUGCAGAGAGCUUGGAUCGAGAAAACCUUCCAGAAGAGGGAAUGUGUGCACGUCAUCACGGGAAAAGACGCCAGCAGGUGCAGCUGCGGCCAGCCGGUGGCCCAGCACUCGGCGGUCCCGGCGCCCGGCGGUCAGGAGGAGGAGGGGCGGGGGGACGGUCCCCCGGAGCGCUGGACCCCCCUCAAACACACCCGGGCCGCGCCCACCGACGCGUACGGCGUCAUUGAGUUCCAGGAGGGCGGGCACGUCAACAAGGCCAUGUACAUCCGCGUGUCUUUCGACUCGAAGCCGGACGCCCUGCUCCAGCUGAUGGUGAAGGAAUGGUCGCUGGAGCUCCCCGCGCUGCUCAUCUCGGUCCACGGCGGCCUGCGGAACUUCGAGCUGCCCCCGAAACUGCGGCAGGUCUUCGGCCGAGGCCUCAUCAAAGCCGCCGUCACCACCGGGGCGUGGAUCUUCACGGGCGGCGUCAGCACCGGUGCCAUCCGCCACGUGGGCGACGCCCUCAAGGAGCACUCGUCCAAGUCUCGCGGCAAAGUGUGCGCCGUGGGCAUCGCGCCGUGGGGCAUCAUCGAGAACAAGGACGACCUCCUCGGCAGAGACGUGGCGCGGCCGUACCAGUCGAUGGGCAACCCGCUGAGCAAGUUGGCGGUGGUCAACAGCAGCCACUCGCAUUUCAUCCUGGCCGACAACGGCACGAGCGGCAAGUACGGCGCCGAGGUCCGACUGCGGAGGCAGCUGGAGAAGCACGUGGCGCUGCAGAAGAUCAACACGCGUCUGGGUCAAGGCGUCCCCGUGGUGUGUCUGAUCCUGGAGGGGGGCCCCAACGUGGUCUCCAUCGUCCUGGAGAGCUUGAGGGAGGACCCCCCCGUUCCCGUGGUGCUGUGCGACGGAAGCGGCCGAGCCUCGGACAUCAUCUCAUUCGCGCACCGAUAUUGCCAGGACGACGGGUCGGUGAGCGAGGGCGUGAAGGACCAACUCCUGGUGACCAUUCAGAAGACGUUCAACUACGGCCGCAGCCAAGCGCAGCAGAUCUUCCUCAUGGUCAUGGAGUGCAUGAAGAAGAAAGCUCUGAUCACGGUGUUCCGGAUGGGCAGCGAAGGCCAGCAGGACGUCGAGAUGUCCAUCCUCACAGCGCUGCUCAAAGGCACCAACGCGUCGGCGUGCGACCAGUUGAGUUUGGCUCUGGCGUGGAAUCGCGUGGACAUCGCUCGCAGUCAGAUCUUCGUGCACGGACACCGCUGGCCGCCAGGAACCCUGAGCGAGCGCCCCAAAAGUCCGGCGGCGGCACAGCGGGCGGCGGCCAAGGGGAAAGCUCGAGCGAAGAAAGGGAAAGCGGGAAAAAGCAAAGCGGAACCGCCGGAGGAGACGGACCCCCGGAAGCUGGAACUGCUCAGCUGGGUGAACUCUCUGGAGCAGGCCAUGAUGGACGCGUUGGUGUUGGACCGCGUUGACUUUGUGAAACUUCUGAUCGAGAACGGGGUCAACAUCCAUCAGUUCCUCACCAUCCCUCGUCUGGAGGAACUCUACAACACGAAGCUGGGACCGCCCAACACGCUGCACUUCGUGGUCCGAGACGUCAAGAAGGGGAACCUCCCUCCGGACUACCAGAUCACCUUGAUUGACAUCGGACUGGUUCUGGAGUUUCUGAUGGGCGGGGCUUAUCGCUGCCAUUACACCAGGAAGACCUUCAGGACGCUCUACAAUAACUUGUACGGCCUGAAGAGGCCCAAAGCCUUGAAGCUACUCGGCAUGGAGGACGACGAGCCUCGUCCCAAGGGGAAGGGCAAGAAGAACAAGAAGAAGGAGGAGGAGGUGGACAUCGACGUGGACGACCCCGAGGUGAGCCGUUUCCAGUACCCCUUCCACGAGCUGAUGGUGUGGGCCGUGCUCAUGAAGCGCCAGAAGAUGGCGCUCUUCCUGUGGCAGCGCGGGGAAGAGGCCAUGGCCAAAGCGCUGGUGGCCUGCAAGCUCUACAAGGCCAUGGCCCACGAGUCGUCCCAGAGCGAGCUGGUGGAUGACAUCUACCAGGACUUGGAGAAUAACUCCAAGGAGUUCGGGCAGCUGGCCUACGAGCUGCUGGACCAGUCGUACAAACGCGACGAGCAGGUGGCCAUGAAGCUGCUGACCUACGAGCUGAAGAACUGGAGCAACUCCACCUGCCUCAAGCUGGCCGUGGCCGCCAAACAUCGAGAUUUCAUCGCGCACACGUGCAGCCAGAUGCUGCUCACCGACAUGUGGAUGGGAUGUCUGCGCAUGGGCAAGAGCAACAGCCUCAAGGUGAUUCUCGGGAUCGUCUUCCCCCCCGCCAUCCUCCUGCUGGACUUCCGCAUCGGCGACGAGACGUCCUUCCACCCGUCCGGGGAGAACGACGGCGGCAGGAGCAAAGACGACGACAGCAAGUCCGGCAAAGACGGCGCCUCCAACGUGGACGUCGCAUCCAAGAAAGGAGACGAGGAGGAGCACCGGAAGAAGGGCAUUCCCAUCGGGAGGAAGAUUUACGAGUUCUACAGCGCCCCCUUCACCAAGUUCUGGUUCAACACGAUCUCGUACCUGGCGUACCUGAUGUUGUACAACUACAUCAUCCUGGUCAAGAUGGAACGCUGGCCCUCGCUCCAGGAGUGGAUCGUCAUUUCUUACAUCGUCACGCUGGGCCUGGAGAAGGUCCGACAGAUCCUGAUGUCGGAGCCGGGCAAGCUGAAGCAGAAGAUCAACGUGUGGCUGGAGGACUACUGGAACAUCACCGACCUGGCGGCCAUCUGCGUCUUCGUGCUGGGUCUGCUGCUGCGGCUGCACGACGAGCCCUACAUGGGCUACGGCCGAGUGGUCUACUGCGUGGACAUCAUCUUCUGGUACAUCCGCGUCCUGGACAUCUUCGGCGUCAACAAGUACCUGGGACCCUACGUCAUGAUGAUCGGAAAGAUGAUGAUCGACAUGUUGUACUUCGUGGUGAUCAUGUUGGUGGUCCUGAUGAGCUUCGGCGUGGCCCGCCAGGCCAUCCUGCACCCGGACGAGGAGCCCACCUGGCGCCUGGCCCGCAACAUCUUCUACAUGCCCUACUGGAUGAUCUACGGCGAGGUCUUUGCCGACUCCAUAGACCUUUACGCCAUGGAGAUCAAUCGUAAGCAUCGGCGUAAUCGGUCGCGGCACGGGAGAACAAGAUCGUCCGUCACGUUGGUUGUCGUGUGUGUCAGCUCCGUGUGGGGACAACCUGUACGACGAGGACGGCAAGAAGCUCCCGCCGUGCAUUCCGGGGGCCUGGCUGACGCCGGCCAUCAUGGCCUGCUACCUGCUGGUGGCCAACAUCCUGCUGGUCAACCUGCUCAUCGCUGUUUUCAACAACACCUUCUUCGAGGUGAAGUCCAUCUCCAACCAGGUGUGGAAGUUCCAGCGCUACCAGCUGAUCAUGACCUUCCACGACCGUCCCGUCCUGCCCCCUCCCCUCGUCGUCUUCCCCCACGUCUUCAUCCUUCUCAAGCGUCUCUGCUGCCGGUGCCGCCGCGACGAAGGCGACGACGCCCAGAGACGCCUCCAGCUUCUGCUGGGCACCGACGAGCUCAAGAAUCUCCACGAGUUCGAGGAACAGUGCGUGGAGGAGUAUUUCCGAGAAAAGGACGACGAGAAGCAGUCGUCCAACAACGAGAGGAUCCGAGUCACCUCGGAGAGGGUGGAGAACAUGUCCAUGCGGCUGGAGGAGGUGAACGAGCGCGAGCACUCCAUGAAGGCGUCCCUCCAGACCGUGGACCUGCGCCUGGCGCAGCUGGAGGAAUUCUCGGCCCGCAUGAUGAACGCCCUGGAGAAGCUGGCCGGUGUGGAGCGGCCGGACCCCGACCGCGCCGGAGGAACCGCUUUGGCGCGCGACGCCGACGUCGUCUCCCUGCGGCGCCACGGAAGCGCCGGCAGCGCGGACGGCGGCAGCCUCUACCGGUACCGGCCGGACCGCGACGACGACUCCUGGGCAGGCGCCAGUCCGGAGAGACGAGCGGCCGACGCCGCCGCCGCCCAACCGGCCUCCUGCCGGACUUUGGACAUCGGCCGGAGCCGAGACAGGAGCCGAUCCCUGUCCGGCGUGGACAUCCUCGUCUCGCCGUGCGACGCCGAGCGGGCUCCGCCGGCGCCAGACCGCCCCUCCCCAUCCGGAGUCGACACCAGCAACCACGGCGACGGGGACGAGGCGGACGACUGGAAGUUCCCCGCGCUGCGAUCCAAGAGUCUCAACAUCAACAGCAGCAAGAAAAGCAGGCCGCACGCCACGGAUGCGCCACGCGGGCCACUUUCGCCGCCGCCGCGUGCCAAGGUCGUCCUUCCCGACGUGCAGACGCACCAGAUCCUGGAUUAGGACUCUCGACAAGGGGCGGGCCUUCAAAACAAUGUUGGGGUUUGCAGUCCUGGCGUAGCACUUUAAAGAAGUACGGGAGUCGGUCGCCUUUGGAUGGAAAGGUUUCAAGCCAGACUCGGCAAACUUUUCAAAUCUGCUUUCAGCUUUCAAAUCCGGGAACUCUGAAGUGUGGGUCGUUUCCACGCGGCGUUGGCCUUGCCGACGACGUUUUGAAGGUGAAGUCGUACUUUGCGAUUCAUCUGGGAUAACAAAUCGCUUGCUGGAAUUCAUGCGGAGUUGGAUUCAAUCACCGAUGGUGUCGUGGUCCCCACGCCUGACUUUGGCGGGGGCAGCGCGGCUUCGGUCCCCGCUCGGCGACGGGCGUCCAAAUAUGCGCCCUGCGACCGAUCGGCGGCCAGUUGAGGGCGGCCUAAGAUUGCCGGGAUAGGUUCCGGCGCUCCUCGUGAGGAUAAGCGGCUCAGAUAGCAGAGGGAUGUAAAUUGGCUGAAGAAUGCGCCGCGGUCGACGUUCACCAAUGGGGCAACGUGACCCGCUUACACUUCCUGUUUGUCUCGGGGCCUUUUUUGGAAAUAUGUCGAAGCAGUAACGGCUUCUUUAAUCAUACGCUGAAUGCGAUUUUUGCCAGUCGGACAAUCAGUCAUUUGGGCCCGCGCAGCGUUUUACGUGUCAAAAUCAUCAAAGCGUGUUCGAGAAUCGGACCCUCGUAGUCUCGUUUGUUGCCACGGUAGCAUCGGAAAAUAAGAAUGUUCCGAUGCAGAUGAAGGGGGCAGCUUCCAUAUUUGGAAAUGUUUUGGGAGAAGCGCGCCCUCCCUGCUCCCUCUGCGUAUUCUUGAAGGUUUCAAAUGGCCUUCGUGUUUGUUUUAUGAUUUGACACGUUGCGAUGUUGUUGUUGUUGUUGUUCAUUUUGAAUUGUUUGUAAUGUCGAGAUUCGUAUUGCACACGCGUUGGAUUCUUUUCUGUCGUCCAUUUGGAGGAUCGUUGGUUGACGUGCAAUUUGCCCCUCGGUUCCUUUGUGCGGAUUGUUUUGACUCAAUUGUAAUUCGGUUGUGGCUUUCCUCUUGCUAGAUGUUGUCAGUGAAAUUAUAAUUUCAGCGCGAAUCAAACGUCUCUUCCCUUUUUCUUCAGAACGAUCAGUGCAGUCUGGUCCAAGCAAGCGAGCAACCUCAUUUGAAGAUUCUGGCAACAGGAGCGU